Molecule: messenger RNA, 672 nt
Organism: Aphanomyces invadans
Lineage: Eukaryota; Oomycota; Saprolegniomycetes; Saprolegniales; Verrucalvaceae
Exons: 4
Coding region: 1-672 (223 amino acids)
Source: RefSeq, a predicted model, not a curated record
AUGACGUACUUGGCUGUGCUUCAUCCAUUCUUGUACCGGAAGUUCGUCGAAGCGGCCGCCGAAAAGUGGACGAUGACUCGUCUUGCGUCUAUGAACCAACGUUUUACCAACAUACCCUCUGGAUCGUACGUCGAGAAGAUGCUUUUCUUAAGUGGGAAGCAUCAUUUGUACGGCCACAAAGUCGAGAUGUCCGCGAUUUUUGACGGCAACGUCGAGUUCCACCGUAUCAACUUGGCCAAAAAGGGUAGCGAGUCAAGCAUGGCGGACGCAGGGCAAGAGGAGGACGCCAUCGCGCGUUGGGCUGUGCUGGUCGAUAAGAGCUAUCAAGGAAUUCAGCACCAAGUUCGCGGCAUCAUUCCAAGCAAGAAGCCGGCACACGGAAUACUUGACUUUGAGCAGCUCCGCGAAAAUGACCGCAUUGCAUCUGACCGUGCAAUCGUCGAAAGUUUUUUUGGCCGCCUCAAGUUGCUUUGGGGCGUGUGCAGCGACACCUACCGCUGGGAUCGUAAUAAUUACGACAUGCUUGUCCAAACCUGCGUCGCGCUGACGAACGUUCAUGUUCGUUUCCAUCCGCUGCGGUCGGAGGACGGCGAUGCCUAUGCUCACGCAAUUCUGCUCGUGUUUACCGUUCAAAGCGUAAAGCUCGCCUGGCUCUUGCUCUGGUUUCCGUGA